AUGUCGUCUUUCCUCGGAACUGGAACCUUCACUCCGGGCGGUGUUAGUCCGUCUCACGCGGUGGAAUCAAGAGGAACUGAGAACCACGGCAAUGCGACCACAGAAAUCGACGAGUCCGUGCACCAAGAGCCUCACCAACAUUCCACAGGCGAGAAAUUGGCCGCCAGCUCAGCCAGCGCACUGAGCUCGACUGAAACAGCCCUGGAGAAGGAUGAGCGCGACUACGAGUUGGAGGCCGAAGAGGAGGUCACCCGUCUGGCUCAGCAGCUGACGCACCAGUCGACCAAGUACUCUACCCACAACAUCGAGAACCCGUUUAUCGACGUCAAUGAGGAUUCUUCGCUCAACCCCGCCAACCCCAACUUCAAGGCGAAGAACUGGAUGAAGAACCUGCUGGCGCUCUCUUCCCGCGACCCGGAGAGAUACCCUGCGCGCCAGGCUGGUGUCUCGUUCUCCAACCUCAGCGUCCACGGCUACGGCAGUCCGACGGAUUACCAGAAGGAUGUUUUCAACUCGGUAUUGCAAAUCGGAGGUCUUGUCCGCUCUCUCAUGGGGGCUGGCGGACAGCAAAAGAUCGAGAUUCUCCGCAACUUCGACGGUCUGGUCAAGGCCGGAGAGAUGCUCGUCGUUCUCGGUCGUCCUGGCAGUGGUUGCUCCACUUUCCUCAAGACGAUCGCUGGUGAAAUGAACGGUAUUCACAUGGACGAACAGUCCCAGCUCAACUACCAAGGUAUCCCGGCCAAGCAGAUGCGCAAGCAGUUCCGAGGUGAAGCCAUUUACACCGCGGAGACCGAUGUUCAUUUCCCUCAGCUAUCUGUCGGUGACACCUUGAAAUUCGCUGCGCUGGCCCGUUGCCCCCGAAACCGCCUCCCUGGUGUCUCUAGGGAACAGUAUGCCACUCACAUGCGUGACGUCGUCAUGGCCAUGUUGGGUCUGUCGCACACGAUCAACACACGUGUCGGAAACGAUUUCGUCCGUGGUGUCAGUGGUGGUGAGCGCAAGCGUGUCAGUAUCGCAGAGGCCACUCUGAGCGCCAGUCCCUUGCAAUGCUGGGAUAACAGUACUCGUGGUUUGGAUAGUGCCAACGCUUUGGAAUUCUGCAAAACCCUGAACUUGAUGGCCAAGUACUCUGGUGCCACCAUGGCUGUCGCUAUCUACCAAGCCUCCCAGAGUGCUUACGAUGUCUUCGACAAGGUCACUGUCUUGUACGAGGGAAGACAAAUCUACUUUGGCCGCACGGAUGAGGCCAAGCAGUUCUUCGUCGAUAUGGGUUUCGAAUGUCCUGAGCGCCAGACGACCGCUGAUUUCCUCACGUCUCUUACCAGCCCUGCCGAGCGAAUCGUCCGAAAGGGCUUCGAGGGCCGUGUCCCACAGACCCCCGAUCAGUUUGCGGCCGCUUGGAAGAACAGCGACGCCCACGCGCGGUUGAUGCGUGAGAUUGAGGAGUACAACCAGGAAUUCCCUCUUGGAGGCGAAUCGGUCAACAAGUUCAUCGAAUCUCGCAAGGCCAUGCAGUCAAAGAACCAGCGCGUCAAGUCUCCGUACACCAUGUCCGUUAUGGAGCAGGUCAACCUUUGUAUGGUUCGUGGCUUUCAGCGUCUCAAGGGCGAUGCCAGUUUGACGCUGAGUCAGUUGAUUGGAAACUUCAUUAUGGCAUUGGUUAUUGGCAGUGUGUUCUAUGACCUUAACAACGACACCAGUAGCUUCUAUUCUCGUGGAGCUCUGCUGUUCUUUGCUGUUCUGAUGAACGCCUUUGGUAGUGCGCUCGAGAUUUUGACUCUCUACGCACAACGGUCCAUUGUCGAAAAACAAGCACGUUACGCCAUGUAUCAUCCGUUCGCCGAAGCCAUUGCUUCCAUGCUGUGUGAUAUGCCAUACAAAAUCGUCAAUACGUUCACCUUCAACCUCCCGCUCUAUUUUAUGACGCAUCUCCGUCGCGAGCCCGGCGCGUUCUUCAUUUUCCUGCUCUUCUCCUUCAUCACGACCUUGACCAUGUCCAUGCUGUUCCGUACAAUGGCCUCCUCAUCUCGUACUCUCUCCCAAGCGCUUGUUCCAGCUGCUAUCCUUAUUCUUGGACUUGUGAUCUACACUGGAUUCACAAUCCCUACUCGGAACAUGCUGGGUUGGUCUCGCUGGAUGAACUAUAUCGAUCCCAUCGCCUAUGGAUUCGAAAGUCUGAUGGUGAAUGAAUUCCACGGCCGCUCUUUCCCCUGCGCCGCAUCUGGACUGGUCCCAGACUACGCUUCCAGUGAUAUUGUCAACCAGGUCUGCGCUGUUGUGGGCGCAACCCCCGGUCAGAGCGAGGUUGACGGUACUACCUAUCUCCGCGAGAGUUACCAGUACACCAAGAGCCACGAGUGGCGCAAUCUGGGUAUCAUGUUUGCUUUCAUGGCCUUCUUCUGCUUCACACACCUGACUACUACUGAGUACAUUUCCGAGGCCAAGUCCAAGGGUGAGGUUUUGCUCUUCCGCCGCGGUCAGACUCCUCCCGCCACCGACGAUGUGGAGACCCACAGUCCCGUGACCGCGGGUGAGAAGGUCGACCAAUCAAACCACGACACUGCCAACAUCCAGAGACAGACAGCCAUUUUCCACUGGCAGGACGUGUGCUACGAUAUCAAGAUCAAGAAUGAACCCAGGCGCAUUCUAGACCACGUCGACGGUUGGGUCAAACCGGGAACUUGCACUGCUUUGAUGGGUGUUUCGGGUGCUGGUAAAACUACGCUGCUUGAUGUGCUUGCUACCCGUGUGACUAUGGGUGUUGUCACUGGUGAGAUGCUGGUAGACGGCCGUCCUCGCGACCAGUCUUUCCAGCGCAAAACAGGUUACGUGCAACAACAGGAUCUUCAUCUCCACACUACUACUGUUCGUGAGGCAUUGCGCUUCAGUGCUCUGCUUCGUCAGCCGGCCAAGACCCCCCGCCAGGAGAAACUCGACUACGUUGAAGAGGUGAUCAAGCUUCUUGGAAUGGAGGCAUACGCGGAUGCUGUUGUCGGUGUUCCUGGUGAAGGUCUCAACGUUGAACAGAGAAAGCGUCUUACCAUUGGUGUCGAACUCGCUGCCAAGCCCCAACUUCUUCUCUUCCUCGAUGAACCCACCUCCGGUCUUGACAGUCAGACUUCCUGGUCUAUCCUUGAUCUUAUCGACACUCUCACGCAGCACGGCCAGGCCAUUCUCUGCACUAUUCACCAACCUUCUGCCAUGCUCUUCCAACGUUUCGAUCGAUUGCUAUUCCUCGCCAGGGGUGGUAGGACAGUGUAUUUCGGUGAUAUCGGUGAAAAAUCGUCCACUCUGGCCAGCUACUUUGAAAGGAACGGUGCUCACAAGCUCCCCGUCGAGGCCAACCCUGCCGAAUGGAUGCUUGAGGUCAUUGGUGCUGCGCCUGGAUCUCACAGUGAUAUUGACUGGCCUGCUGUCUGGCGCGAGAGCCCUGAACGUCAAGCCGUGCACCAGCAUCUGGCCGAACUGAAGCAGACCCUUCCCCAGAAGCAUACCGAAACCGCUGAACCCGACCCAUCUGAACUCAACGAAUUUGCCGCUCCCUUCUCCGCUCAACUGUGGGAAUGUCUCCUCCGUGUCUUCUCUCAGUACUGGCGCAGCCCUAUCUACAUCUACUCCAAGGCCGCACUGAGCAUCUUGACUUCGCUUUACAUCGGUUUCUCUUUCUUCAAGGCAGAAAACACCAGGCAGGGUCUUCAGAACCAGAUGUUCAGUAUCUUCAUGUUGACCACUAUCUUUGGUAACCUUGUCCAACAGAUCAUGCCAAACUUUGUCACACAGCGUGCCUUGUACGAGGUCCGCGAGCGUCCCUCCAAGGCUUACUCUUGGAAGGCCUUUAUGACAGCCAACAUUAUUGUCGAGCUCCCGUGGAAUGCUCUUAUGGCUGUGAUCAUGUUUAUUUGUUGGUACUACCCCGUCGGCCUCUACCGCAACGCCGAACCAACCGAUGCCGUCAAUGAACGCGGAGCCCUCAUGUUCUUGCUCAUCCUCACCUUCCUCCUGUUCACCUCUACCUUCGCGCACAUGAUUAUUGCCGGUAUUGAAACCGCCGAGACAGGCGGUAACAUCGCCCAGCUUCUCUUCUCCCUCUGCCUCAUUUUCUGCGGUGUCUUGGCGGGCCCCUCCGUCCUCCCGGGCUUCUGGAUCUUCAUGUACCGAGUUUCUCCUUUUACCUACCUCAUAUCAGCAAUGUUAUCAACGGGAGUCUCUGGAACCGAUGCGUACUGCGAGCAGGUCGAAUUCGUGUCGCUCCAGCCACCCGCCAACUCGACGUGCUACGAAUACAUGGGUGAAUACAUAAGCCGCAUGGGCGGGUACCUCCAAAACGACAACGCCACCUCCGACUGCCAGUUCUGCCAAAUCUCCUCGACGGAUACAUUCUUGGCCUCCGUCUCCAGUAACUACGACGAUGCCUGGCGCAACUUCGGUCUCAUGUGGGUGUAUAUCGCCUUCAACAUCGCGGCAGCCGUCUUCAUCUACUGGCUUGCGCGCGUGCCUAAGGGGAACAAGAACAAGGGUUCCUCUUAG
Messenger RNA from Aspergillus mulundensis, 4527 nucleotides. Its product is annotated as pleiotropic drug resistance family ABC transporter. Gene Ontology annotation, biological process: transmembrane transport. Lineage: Eukaryota; Fungi; Ascomycota; Eurotiomycetes; Eurotiales; Aspergillaceae. Gene Ontology annotation, molecular function: ATP binding; ATP hydrolysis activity; ABC-type transporter activity. The record is from RefSeq and is a predicted model, not a curated record. Gene Ontology annotation, cellular component: membrane. The transcript is spliced from 9 exons. Bases 1 to 4527 code for a protein of 1508 amino acids.